AUGAAGAAGUUUAAUAUUCGUAAGGUGCUGGACGGCUUGACGGCCGUGUCGUCCCCUUCUCCAUCCCCGCAGCUCGGGGCCAAGGAGAACGAGCUCAUCCCGGAGACGCUCCAGUCUGAACACUUCCAGCUCUGCAAGAACCCUUUCAGAUUCGGCCGACCCGGUGUGGAGUGUUACUGUCAGCACGAGAGCGGAGCAGCCAUCAUCCAGCUACAGUUUCUCAUAAAUGAAGGGGCGCUGGUUAGUGCUUUGGCUGAUGAUAGUAUUCACUUGUGGAACCUGCGACAGAAGAGACCAGCUGUGCUGCACUCACUCAAGUUCAACAAGGAGAGGAUAACGUUCUGUCAUCUGCCCUUCCAAAGUAAAUGGCUGUACAUCGGCUCAGAACGAGGAAACAUCCACAUUGUGAAUGUGGAGUCCUUUACCCUCUCAGGAUAUACCAUCAUGUGGAACAAAGCCAUUGAACUGUCCUCCAAGGCCCACCCCGGCCCAGUCGUUCACAUUAGUGACAAUCCUAUGGAUGAGGGCAAGCUCAUAAUAGGAUUUGAGUCUGGGAUCGUAGUGCUGUGGGAUUUGAAAUCAAAGAGAGCUGACUACCGGUACACUUAUGAUGAGGCGAUCCAUUCUGUGGCCUGGCACCACGAGGGGAAGCAGUUUAUCUGUAGUCACUCAGACGGCACCCUGACCAUAUGGAAUAUAAAGUCCCAAGCCAAGCCCGCACAGACAAUCACACCACACGGAAAGCAGCCUAAAGAUGGAAAAAAGCCAGAGCCUUGCAAACCCAUUCUUAAAGUAGAGUACAAGACCACACGAGCAGGGGAUCCAUUUAUGAUCUUCUCUGGUGGUUUAUCGUAUGACACCAUUGGUCGACGACCAUGUUUGACAGUAAUGCAUGGAAAGAGCACGGCAGUAUUGGAGAUGGAUUAUCCCAUUGUAGAUUUCCUCACCCUGUGUGAAACGCCAUAUCCUAAUGAUUUUCAGGAACCAUAUGCUGUAGUGGUCCUCCUUGAAAAGGAUUUAGUUGUUAUUGACCUUGCACAAAACGGUUACCCUAUCUUUGAAAAUCCUUAUCCCAUGAUGAUUCAUGAGUCUCCUGUGACGUGUUGUGAGUACUUAGCCGAUUGUCCUGUGGACCUCAUACCUGCACUUUACUCUGUCGGGUCUCGCCAGAAACGACAGGGCUACAGCAAAAAGGAAUGGCCUAUCGGUGGUGGAAACUGGGGCUUGGGCACACAAAGCUACCCUGAAAUAAUAAUAACUGGGCAUGCAGAUGGUUCAGUGAAGUUCUGGGAUGCUUCAGCAAUAAUGCUCCAGGUGCUGUACAAGCUGAAGACAGCUAAGGUGUUUGAAAAGGCACGCUGUAAGGAGGAGAAACCCAGCACAGAGAUUGUGGAUGAGGACCCAUUCGCCAUUCAGUUGAUGUCUUGGUGUGCCGAGAGCCGCAUGCUUUGUGUGGCUGGUGUCUCUGCCCAUGUCAUCAUAUACAGGUUCAGCAAACAAGAAAUCACCACAGAGGUUGUGCAGUUAUUGGAGGUCAGGUUACAGUAUGAGCUGAAUGAUCUGGAGUCUCCAGAAGGAGGAGGAGAUCAGACACCAGCUCCUCCCACACCAAGCACCUCUCCCAGUCCACAAACCGCCACCCCUCAGACACACACUUCCACUAGCAGCAACUCAUCAGAUGGGAUCCGAGACAACAUACCGUGCCUCAAGGUGCGCAGCAGUCCUCUGAAGCAGUCUCCAGGGUAUCAGGUGGAGCUGGUGGUACAGCUGGUGUGGGUCAGUGGAGAGCCGCCCCAGCAGAUCAGCAGCUUGGCCAUCAACUCCAGCUAUGGCUUGGUGGUGUUUGGCAAUAGCAAUGGUCUGGCAGUAGUGGAUUACUUACAGAAGACUGUUCUGUUGAAUCUGGGAACUGUGGAAUUGUACAGCUCUAAUGAUCCGUAUCAGAGACAACUGCGAUCUCCCCGCAAGAGCCGACAGCCUUCUGGAGGGCUUUGUGACAUUAACGAGGGCUCAGCCACCUCAGAGGAUCGCUGCAAAUCCCCCACCUCAGUCUUGAUGUCAAACCAUCAGCAAUUCUACAAUGGAGGAGGGAGAGGAGCUAAGAUGUCACGGAAAUUAAGCUUGCCUACUGAGCUAAAGCCAGACUUGGUCCUACUCUCUGUAUGUCCCCCGCGGGGUUCCAUACCCCUAGACAACAGGGACAACUCCUUCAGCCGCUCACGGAGCUCCAGUGUGACCAGUAUUGACAAGGAAGCACGAGAGGCCGUCACAUCUUUCUAUUUCUGUGAGACGUACAACCGUAAAGCAGAUGGCGGACUUACACCUAGUCUGUGGGUUGGCACAUCCUUGGGCACAGUCUUGGCAGUCUCCCUCAACAUGCCCCCUGCUGGAGAGCAGAGGCUUUUGCAACCAGUCAUUGUCUCCCCUUGUGGUACUCUAGUCAGGUUGAAGGGCAGUAUUCUCCGGAUGGCUUUCCUAGAUUCUACAGGGUCUCUCCUCCCUUCUGCUUUUGAGCCAUGGUACGAACCCAAUGCCCCGGCCAACGGAGAGGAGUGGGACAAGGUCCGUAAGAGACGGCCGGCGUCUGUCUCCCCAUCCACAUCCCAGGAACUGAAUGAAAACCAAUAUGCUGUGCUGUGCUCUGAGAAACAGGCCAAAGUCAUAGCCCUGCCCUCUCAGACCUGCGUAUUUAAACACAACAUCACCGAAACAUCUUUUGUGCUGCGGGCAGAUGUGGUUCAGAUGAACACUGGCAUUUGUGUGGCUUGCUUCUGUGCCAAUGGACACAUCAUGACCCUCAGGCAGAACAUUUAUUUAGAUCUUAAUUCUGCUCAAGACGAAGAGGCUGAUAUGGAAAAAGUAAUCUGUCAAUCUGUUGGUUGUCAUCUCAGAGUGGGGGCUUUACCUUUUUGUGUUUUUCUCUCUACUGUCCUACUCUCUGUAUGUCCCCCGCGGGGUUCCAUACCCCUAGACAACAGGGACAACUCCUUCAGCCGCUCACGGAGCUCCAGUGUGACCAGUAUUGACAAGGAAGCACGAGAGGCCGUCACAUCUUUCUAUUUCUGUGAGACGUACAACCGUAAAGCAGAUGGCGGACUUACACCUAGUCUGUGGGUUGGCACAUCCUUGGGCACAGUCUUGGCAGUCUCCCUCAACAUGCCCCCUGCUGGAGAGCAGAGGCUUUUGCAACCAGUCAUUGUCUCCCCUUGUGGUACUCUAGUCAGGUUGAAGGGCAGUAUUCUCCGGAUGGCUUUCCUAGAUUCUACAGGGUCUCUCCUCCCUUCUGCUUUUGAGCCAUGGUACGAACCCAAUGCCCCGGCCAACGGAGAGGAGUGGGACAAGGUCCGUAAGAGACGGCCGGCGUCUGUCUCCCCAUCCACAUCCCAGGAACUGAAUGAAAACCAAUAUGCUGUGCUGUGCUCUGAGAAACAGGCCAAAGUCAUAGCCCUGCCCUCUCAGACCUGCGUAUUUAAACACAACAUCACCGAAACAUCUUUUGUGCUGCGGGCAGAUGUGGUUCAGAUGAACACUGGCAUUUGUGUGGCUUGCUUCUGUGCCAAUGGACACAUCAUGACCCUCAGUCUGCCAGGGUUGAGACCACUGCUGGAUGUAAAUUACCUACCCCUGACAGAUAUGCGGAUAGCGAGAACGUUCUGCUUCACCAACCUCGGCCAGGCCUUGUACCUGACUUCCCCUACUGAGAUCCAGAGGAUCACCUACAGCCAGGAGGUCUGCGAGAACUUACAGGAGAUGCUUGGUGAGCUGUUUACUCCGGUGGAGACGCCUGAAGCUCCUAACAGGGGAUUCUUUAAGGGUCUGUUCGGAGGAGGAGCACAGUCUCUAGACAGAGAAGAGCUCUUCGGCGAGUCAGGAGCCGGAAAAGCACCACGCAGUCUCGCUCAGCACAUUCCAGGUCCUGGGGGUAUAGAAGGCAUGAAGGGGGCAGCGUCAGGCAUCGUGGGUGAUCUCGCUCGAGCUCGGAUAGCGUUGGAUGAGAGAGGGCAAAAACUGAGCGAGGUGGAAGAGCGGACGGCAGCCAUGAUGGCCAGCGCUGACACAUUCUCCAAACACGCUCAUGAGAUGAUGCUAAAGUGUAAGGAUAAAAAAUGGUACCAGUUCUGAUCUCCGCAAAACAGCAGAGCCCAAAGGGACUCGGGAGUUCUCCUACACAGCCUUGUUCAUCCGUAAUCCUUCUCCCACUCCCAUCUUUAUCUCUCCUCUGCUGGACCAGUGGGAUCCCUCGCUCUUUCCUAGCACAAUAUUAAAUACAGUCUGCUUACAGAACUGCGGCACAGACUGAUAGCGGCCCCAAUCUGAGGAAUACCAUACCACGAUGGCGUCCACUCUUUUGUUUUUGUUUGUUUGUUUAAUAUCGCCAAUCCCCUCUCAUGGCGGCUGGGCUUUGCACGCCCUGGAAUUCCAUUUCUUCUCUCAGUCUUUCAAUUGUUUUUGUGCUGUUGGUUUUUUUGCAAUCACAUCCUGCCUCCCACAUCGGAGAGCAGUAAGUAGUCGAAAAAGACAGACAACUAAAAAAUACAAUAACUAAA
Messenger RNA from Sinocyclocheilus grahami, 4547 nucleotides. Its product is annotated as syntaxin-binding protein 5-like. The transcript has 28 exons. Gene Ontology annotation, biological process: Golgi to plasma membrane transport; exocytosis. Gene Ontology annotation, cellular component: plasma membrane; SNARE complex; cytoplasm. The coding region runs from base 1 to 4122 and encodes 1373 amino acids. NCBI's taxonomy places the organism in Eukaryota, Metazoa, Chordata, Actinopteri, Cypriniformes, Cyprinidae. The record is from RefSeq and is a predicted model, not a curated record. Gene Ontology annotation, molecular function: GTPase activator activity; syntaxin binding; myosin II binding.